UCGCAGUACGACGUCGCUGCUGCAGCAGAGGUAUCGCAGUGCCAGUACUAGCAGGCCACGCGGUUGCAGUAGCCAGAGGUGACCGUAAGACCUCCACUGACGCGGCGCCACGUCCAGCCGACUGGCCACUGGGGAGCAAUGGAAGGCUAUUCGGAGGAGAGUGGCGGCGCCGAGGGCCCGCGGCCGGCCACGGGUCAGCACUUCACCUUCGAGGAGGCCGACUUCCCGGCACACAGGGACACUGCAACGGCGUCCCAGGACCGGCCGGAGCCGGAGCACUGGGCACGCAACUCGGACCGACCCAAGACGGCAGCCGGCUCCAGACCGGGCACGACCGGUGCCCUGGCCAGCCGGCCGUCCACGGGCGCCGCGCGGGCCAGCGCCGGUGCGGGCGGAGCGCUCCGCUCGGCAGCGGCAGCCGGCUCCCGGCCCAUGACCAGCGUGUCGCGGCCAGUCUCCGGACUGCAGGAGCAGCCGUCGGGGUGGUCUCGGCCUGUGACUGGUCUCUCAGCCGCGGCCGACACCAGGGUCAUGGGCGACUCUGCACAGUGGCAGGAGACCGGCAGGCCGGGCACGUCGGGUCGCCCGUUCACCGGCGCCUCGGGUCGCCCGUUCACCGGCGCCGCGCCAGUAGCGCCGGUGUCGCGCGCCGCCGUUUCGCGGGCGGGCUCGAUGCGCCCGGUGACGGGCUCCAUGGAGAAGAUUCGCGUCAUGAGCCGCCCCAUCACCCAGCAGGGCCUGUCGGGCAUGAAGACGGGUGGAUCCGGCCGGUCCCGCAUGGUGCAGGACAAAAGCUACUUUAUGGGCGCAUUGCGGACCAGGACGUCGGAGCUGCGUGCAGAGCUGGCCAGGCUGCGCGCUCAGGCGGACGCCUUGAACCAGGAGCAGGCCACCUACACCACCUACGACAGCCGAGUCAAACAGAUGGCCGGCGAGCUGCUCGAUCAUCAGGCCGAGCUGGCCGACUAUAACGUGCUGGUCGAGCUGAUGAACAUGGACUCGGAGCGAGCGCUGGUCGACAGCGAGCUCGACCAGCUCCGGCACGCCAACGGCAACGAGGCGCUCCUCGUCGAAAAACUCUUCCUUAACAGGAAAGAGAAGGAAAAUGAGGUGCAAGAGAUAGAAAACCAGAUAGAACAGGAGCGGCGUCUGGCUGAUACCCUGGUAGACGCCAUGUCUGCCGAGGUGCGCCAGCGCUACUCGGCGCUGCGAGAGCGCAGCGCUCAGCUGCAGGCCGCCGUCGAGGCCACUCAGCACCAGCUGGACCUUCUGACUGCCAGAAAGAGCCAUCUGGAUACGGAGCUGGCAGCCUCACCGCUGAAGCAAGAGGCGGCCACACAUUACGACAAGCUGAGCUACAUGGAGGCCAAGAGAGCCGAGCUGCUGGACGAACAAAACGCCCGCGAGACUCCUGAGCAGGAACGAGAGAGACUGCUCAAACAGGUGAAGCGCGACAAUCAGGAGAUGGGUGCGCUGGAGCGGCGAAUCCACGAGCUCAGAGCCGAAAUCACCAAGUCGGGCGAAGACCUGGAGAUAGCUGAAAAUGAUCUGGAGGACAGCAACUCGGAGCGUAACCUCAAGUACCGCGAGCUGCGGCGCCGAGAGCAGGAGAUGCAGGAGUUCCUGCGCACCUACGAGCAGACUAAAGGCGCCGAGACGCGCGCAGUGGGCGCCGCGCAGGCAGAGGUGGUGCGCACGCUGGAGGGUGUCAGUCGCAGUCUGGCGCACCUACGUCACCUGCCAUCGUACACCUCGAAGGAUCUGAGCGAGCUCCGCGACAGUCUGAGCGUCAAGGAGGGCGAGGCGUCCAAGUCUCGCAGCACGCUCUCCGACCUGGGAACCAAGCACCAGCAGCUGCAGGCCAACCACCAAAAGAUCGAGGCUUUGGAUGAGAAGGUGCGGGAGGAAAUGAAGACGCUGCGAGAGAAAAUGAGCAAGAUGAGGGAGGAAAUGGUCGUUCUAUCUGACCUGCCUGCGCUCAAGCAGCAGCAUGAGCAGAGGACAGCGCGCCUGACCGCAGAGCGCAUGGAGAGCGUUAGCCGCCAGGGCGCCACUCGCCAGCAGCUUAGCGACGCCGAGCGCCAGCAUGCCGCCCUCCAGGGAGAGCUGGACAACAUGGACGCCAACAUCCAGCUGGGUAUCCUGGAGAGACGCCUGGCCUCCAUCGAGCAGAACAACUUCGCGCUUCUGGAGUUCGUCUCUGCCCAGCGAGCAGAGGUCGACUACGGCACUGUGCGUGGUCACGUGAUGCAUACCGUCUACGAGCAUAACAAGCGGCUGAUGGAAGAGACGGCCGCCGGCCGCGCCACCCUCUGAGGCGCCCUACAACUCCGCCACUUCACUGUACUUCCUUCCCGCUCCACCCUAUAUCUCUGCCGCGCCACCCUCUGAGGCGCCCUACAACUCCGCCGCGCCACCCUUCAACUCUGCCGCCCCACCCUAUAUCUCUGCCGCGCCACCCUCUGAGGCGCCCUACAACUCCGCCACUUCACUGUACUUCCUUCCCGCUCCACCCUAUAUCUCUGUCGCGCCACCCUCUGAGGCGCCCUACAACUCCGCCGCGCCACCCUUCAACUCUGCCGCCCCAUCCUAUAUCUCUGCCGCGCCACCCUCUGAGGCGCCCUACAACUCCGCCACUUCACUGUACUUCCUUCCCGCUCCACCCUAUAUCUCUGCCGCGCCACCCUCUGAGGCGCCCUACAACUCCGCCGCGCCACCCUUCAACUCUGCCGCCCCACCCUAUAUCUCUGCCGCGCCACCCUCUGAGGCGCCCUA
Messenger RNA from Amphibalanus amphitrite, 2775 nucleotides. Its product is annotated as intraflagellar transport protein 74 homolog. Gene Ontology annotation, cellular component: intraciliary transport particle B; centrosome; cilium. NCBI's taxonomy places the organism in Eukaryota, Metazoa, Arthropoda, Thecostraca, Balanomorpha, Balanidae. The record is from RefSeq and is a predicted model, not a curated record. The coding region runs from base 139 to 2316 and encodes 725 amino acids. Gene Ontology annotation, biological process: cilium assembly; intraciliary transport involved in cilium assembly. Gene Ontology annotation, molecular function: beta-tubulin binding. The transcript is spliced from 16 exons.